Messenger RNA from Larimichthys crocea (large yellow croaker), 4471 nucleotides. It is a transcript of the gene recql5, whose product is annotated as RecQ helicase-like 5. Gene Ontology annotation, molecular function: ATP binding; four-way junction helicase activity; 3'-5' DNA helicase activity. Gene Ontology annotation, biological process: double-strand break repair via homologous recombination; regulation of DNA-templated transcription. The transcript has 19 exons. Gene Ontology annotation, cellular component: cytoplasm; nucleus; chromosome. Bases 81 to 3020 code for a protein of 979 amino acids. The record is from RefSeq and is a predicted model, not a curated record. Lineage: Eukaryota; Metazoa; Chordata; Actinopteri; Sciaenidae.
CGGCGAUUGUUGUGGCGUCACCAGCGCGCGACGGCGCCAGACGGGUUCCCUAUGAGUUCUUUAAAGGUUCACAGCAGACGAUGACUACAAGUUUAAAAGCGGCUUUAAAAACCCACUUCGGGUUUGAGAACUUCAGGUCCAAGCUGCAGGAGGACGUGGUGAAGGCGGUGGUGAGAGGUGACAGGGAUGUGUUUGUGUGCAUGCCCACUGGAGCAGGAAAGUCCCUCUGCUACCAGCUGCCUGCAGUCCUGGCUGAGGGCAUUACUCUGGUUAUAUCCCCUCUGAUCGCCCUCAUUCAGGACCAAGUGGACCACCUGAAGAGUCUAAACAUCCCGGCAUGCUCCAUCAACUCCAAGCUCCCGGCAGGCGAGCGCCGCCUCAUCCUGGCUGACUUAGGGAGCAGCAGCCCCAAGCUGAAGCUGCUCUACAUCACCCCGGAGAUGGUGGCGUCUCCUUCGUUCCAGCCCUGCCUCACGGACCUGUGCACCCGCGGUUUGUUGUCUUACCUGGCUGUGGACGAGGCUCACUGCGUCUCACAGUGGGGUCACGAUUUCAGGCCGGACUACCUUAAACUUGGCGGGCUGCGCACUCGCUUGCCAGGGGUUCCCUGUUUGGCUCUGACGGCGACAGCGCCCAAGAAUGUACAAAAGGACAUUGCUCAGUCGCUGAAGCUGAGCUCGCCGCUGUCUUUUGUUACGCCUGUCUUCCGCAAUAAUUUGCACUACGAUGUGAUCUUCAGGGAGAUGCUGCCAAACCCCUACGUCCACCUCCACGCCUUCGUUAAGAAGUCACUGGCUCUGGACACCGGGUCUAAUGCACAGGGUUGUGGGAUUGUGUACUGUCGGACCAGGGAAGCCUGCGAAACUGUGGCUUACCAGCUGACCAAGCUCGGAGUCUUGGCCAAGGCUUAUCAUGCAGGUCUGAAGGCUGGAGAUCGCACAGAGGUGCAGCAUGAGUGGAUGCAGGGGAAGGUGCUGGUUAUUGUGGCCACCAUCAGCUUCGGUAUGGGAGUAGACAAGGCCAACGUCAGGUUUGUAGCUCACUGGAAUCUGGCUAAGUCCCUGGCGAGUUAUUACCAAGAGUCCGGGCGAGCUGGGAGAGACGGGCUGCCCUCCUCCUGUCGCACAUACUACUCCCCCAAAGAUAAGGAGCAGCUCAACUUCCUCAUCCGCCAGGAGAUCGGCCGCAGACAGGAAAAACGCGGCUCUGCGAAGGAGACUGACAAAGCAGCCAUCACAGACUUUGAAGCCAUGGUGUCGUUCUGCAUGCAAGAGGCUUGUCGCCAUGCCACCAUCUCCAAGUUCUUCGGAGACAAGACGCCAAACUGCGCCGGAGCCUGCGACUACUGUCGUAACCCCAAAGCUGUACGAGCGCAGCUGGAGAAGGCGUCUGCACUCAGCACCAGGACCGAAGCUCAGAGCAAACCCAGCGGACCGUUCGGUUUCCAGCCAGGCCUUUACGAAGGAGGGAGGAAGGGCUACGGCUUUGAAAGGUACGAUGAAUGGGAGGGCGGCGGGAGUGAAGAUGACGGCGCAAAUAGGAAAAAGGAGUUCUCCGACCUCUUCAAGAACCAGAUGAAAAUGCGAAAGGCAGGUGAAGGUCCGAGGGAAGACUUUGCUCCUCCAGAUGCCGACUGUCCGCUCAGAGAGGCCAGCAGUCAGAGGAUCCCCAGACUCACCGUGAAGGCCAGAGAGCACUGCCUGAGCCUCCUGCAGGAGGCAUUACAUGGCCACCAGGGGGCAGAAGAAGAUCCAUUCAACUGCGACACCCUGUCUUUAGCCGUGGAUCUGGAGCACGAGGUCUUCAAGAGCAGCAAGUCGUCCAACUUGUACAAAGCUGCCGUCUUAAAGAAGGUGUCCGAGAUGAAGAAGACAGCACCUGCUCCAGCUCGAGGAAAUUGUGACAACGAAGCAGAAGCCAAGGAGGAAGCGACCGCCUCUUCCUCCUGUUCUGACGAACUUCAGGGGUUCACGUCUGCAUCAGAGAUCUACUCAAUGAAGCGUAAGAGGGUCGGAGCAGGUCAGAGGGGAUCAUCCAACCCCUUUGUGACCGCUAAGGAGCUGCUGAAGCCGUCCAUGUUGGACAGCAAAGGGACGGAGAGCGGCAGCGAGUCCAACACAGAUGCAUCUUCGGACGUAACGUCAUCCAUCAGAGCCAGAGCGAACGCCGUCGCCGCCUCCCUGAACAGCUUGACGAAGACGGGCAAAGCCUUGAGCAAGAAGCAGCAGAAGUUAGCGGAAGCGGCGAAGAGCUCCCGCAACAUUUCCCAGUACUUUGUGAAGAAACAAACGAUGGAGAAGAGCCAGGAGGAGGAGAUGGAGGUGGACGAGGAGGAACUUGAUGCUACGUUUUCUCAUAUUACCACAGCUGACCCACAAGAAGACAGUAAAUCACAGGAACACUCACCAGAAUUGAUUCUUGUGGAGUCAGAGACUGAAGAAGAAAGCAAAACAGACGUAAUAAUUAUACCUGAUGAGGUAGAAGAGGAAGCGCUGGAGGUAGAAGAGGAAGCGCUGGAGCUAGAGCGGCUUCAGGAGACACCUAAAGAGUCCACGACAGAACCAAACAAACCAGCAGAAGAAGCUAAACCACCUCUAAUAUCUGAGAUGUCUGAUGAUGUGAAAGCAAACAGAGAGUCAUCUCCUCCAGCGAAGCGCAGCCGCCCCGCCGACGGCAGAAGAGUAACCUUCAACCCAAACGUGCAGGAGAGAGCCCUGCUCCCCGUUAAUGAGCCGCCCAAGCCCGUGACGCUGAAGGAGGCAGCUGACAUCGUGGUCCGCUACCUGGACCCGUUUUACACUCAGGGAAAGUUCGCCAACAAGGAGCUGUUUAAGUCCUUCGCCCGCUACUUGUCUCACCUCCUUGCAGAGGGGCGGAGUCGCAGUAAAGGCCAAGUUAAAGCCGAAGCCAAAGCUCUCAUCAAGAAGCUGUUCAGCAGCGUGAAGCGCUGUGAGAGCGAGGAGGACUGGAUGCACCUUAAAAGACCGCACAGCUGUAAAACCACAGAGAACAAGGAGUGAUGGGAAGGGAAAUUACGCCAUUUUUAGGGCCAAGCCCUCUUCCUCUCUGUCAGUGCCUAAAGCUUCCCUUUUCAGUGAUCUCAGGCUUCGCCACAGACGCCUGCCGACCACGUUAAUGGUUGAUUUGCUGCUAGAGUUCUGCUUUUCUCAGGCUCCUCGCUGCUACAGUAGCUUAUGUCAGUAAUAAAGCAAUAACAUAAAGGAAGCAGAGACAAAACUGCAUACUAAUACAUGACGUGUUGUUCGUGUUCCAGCUGAUUUACUGUAAAUUGUGUUUUCUUUACGUCCCUGACGACCGAACAUGUGAUUUUAAGUUAUUCAUUCAUUUCAUGACAGUAUGGAGAGUUUGUGUUACUGCACUUAAAGGUCGAGUGUGUACGAGUGCAGAAAUGGAAUAUAAUAUUCAUAACUAUAUUUUAAUUUGUGCACAGUCACCUAUAAAUAAGACUUGUUAUGUUCCUCCGCCAUGAGUCCGGCACGUUUCUGUGGUAGCCCAGAACGGACAAACUAAGCACUGACUCUAAACAAGGCGUUUCACUUUCGCCGCACAUAUCAUGCCUGGAACAGGAGGCCGAGUAGAGGGGGUCGCAAUCUGCAACCACACCGCUAGAUGCCACUAAAUCGUACACACUGGUCCUUUAAACCUUCAAGUUUGUUUCCAUGCAGUUGCUAUUUAGCAAUGAACGGAAAGUACAGCCGAGGCUGAUAGCAUUGUGUUUAGUUUGGCACUUAUUUGGUCUCCAAAGUCGUCCAGGUUCAUCCUCUGGGGACCACACGUCUGUGCCAAGUAUCAUGUCAAUCUAUCGAGUAGCUGUUAAGAAACUUUAGUCUGGACUAAAGCCGUGGACCAACCAACAAACCAACGUAGAGCCAGACCGACAGCGCGGCUAGAAACACGGGGCUGAUGUUUACCAUCUUAGUACAGCCGGCGCUGAUGUGAAUAUCAUUAGUUAUUUCAUCAUGGUUCAUCCUCUGGGGACCACACAAGUCUGUGCUGAUGUUUGACAGUGACGUGAAGAAAACAUAAUUUAAGUAAAAAGGAUAAAAUAAAUGGAAAACACUGGAACAACGUUUAGAACUUGACAUAAAGCAGACGGCUGCCUGUCGUGAUGUUUCUCCUGCUGCUACAUAUUUUUGUCUUCGGCUGCCUGACUGCAGAACAAAGUGACAUGAAAGAUAAUGCGUGACGUAAAAACUGUCGUAUGUGUUUUCUUUAAUUUAAAACCUUUGUCUUCGUCUUUUUUUGCAGAAUGGAGGUUUAUUCUUUGUUUUUGUUUUUUAGCAACAUGGUUUCCAUUGAGGGAAAUGUUCUUAGUUGUGCCUGUCAGGCCUGUGAGAGGCCACAGUUUGUCCAUGAAGAGUACUUGAAGCAGUGCUGUUGGACAAAGAGAGUCCAUCCACUCUCUGCUCAUACAUGUUUACAAUAAAGUGCUGAAGAGGAACAGACCAGC